Molecule: messenger RNA, 3216 nt
Organism: Tetrahymena thermophila SB210
Lineage: Eukaryota; Ciliophora; Oligohymenophorea; Hymenostomatida; Tetrahymenidae
Product: type I phosphodiesterase/nucleotide pyrophosphatase
Exons: 2
Biological process (GO): GPI anchor biosynthetic process
Cellular component (GO): endoplasmic reticulum membrane
Molecular function (GO): mannose-ethanolamine phosphotransferase activity
Source: RefSeq, a predicted model, not a curated record
AUGUUUGGAGUGAAAAGUGUUAGCAAAAAAAAAAUGAAUUAGUCUAUUAAGCAAAACUCUGUAGCUUUAGCUAUUAUGGUAGCCUUUUUGAUAGGAAUUUAUCUAUUUUACUUAGCUUUUAUAUAUCAAGAUAACACCACUGGUAAGUUUAAUCCAUAGUAAAAUCCAUAUCACUCAAAAAUGAGAUUCAAAGAUGAAUAACAAAAGCAAAUUUACCUAAAUUAGUGGUUCCCUACUUAAUCAGAGUAAUUGCUCUUUUAAGUUAUUGAUGGAUUCUAUUUCCCAUGGGCGAUUGAUAAAACAAAGCAAUAGGAAAUGAAAAAUUCAAAAGAUGAAACAAGUAACAGCACAUAUUUUACAGAUGUGAUCUUUAAAGAACCUAUAAAUCGUCUUAUCGCAGAGCCAAAAAAUACAAUAUUGAUGGAGGCUUAUGCUGACGGUCCAACAUUAUCUGCUGUUAGAAUCAAAUCAAUAUUGAGAGGAAACAUGCCAUUGCAUAUAGAAGUAAUGAACAACUUAAGAGGGAUAGUAAUGCCAGAUGACAAUAUCGUUUAUUAAUCUAAAGUUAAUGGAUAAGGAAAAAAAGUACACUUUUUUGGAUUCAUGUAUUGGGAUUAGUUUGUUGGUAAGCACUUUGACAAAAAAUUUAUCACUGAUUAAGAACCUUUUACUAAAUCAAUGGAAGAUGAUAAAAAAAUAUUUAAUCUUAUUGUCGAAGAAUAAGGCAAUAAAGAUUGGAGUACAAUUUUUUCUCAUUACGAAGCUCUGGAUAUGGUUGUCCAUGCUUACGCUUCUGUAGGUAUAAAUACUUAUUCAACAGUUAAUUUUCAUGAUAAUUAGUUGAGAGAUCUAAUUGAUAGUACUAAAAGGUUAGAUAUCGAGGCUGAGACUAUUAUCUACCUUUCAGAUCAUGGAUAAAAUGAAAGACACUUUGCACAGCACGGAGGCUACACUGAUUUGGAGAAAUAAGUCAUAUUAUUUGGAUAUGAUAGGAGAGGUUUUAUUUAAAAGGAAGAUAGAGAUAUUGGUUAGAUAAUGGAUAGAAAAUACUUACUUUCUCCUAUAGUAAACUAGAUAGAUAUCACUGCUACAUACUGCAUGCUGAAAGGAAUUCCUCUUCCUUCAGUGAAUAUUGGAAUUAUCAUUCCUGAUUUCUUUAUAAAUAGGCCUGAUGUAGAUAAUACAGUAAUUGUGAAUAAUUACUUUGUAAAUGUAUAGCAAAUAUAUACUUAUAUAAGUAUAAUUAAAAAUGAAAAGUAAAGAACAAUACUAAGCUUUGGAGAAAUUUAAACAAAGUAUAGCAGAAUCAUGAAUCAGUAUAAUAAUUUAUUUGAUUAAUAUGAGUAAAGUGGAAUUAUGACAGAUGAAGAUGUCAAAGAAUAUGUUGGUAAUUGUAUAGAUUAUGCAAGGUUCAUUAAAAAAGUUUUCUUAGAUGAAAUAUCAGGCCCAAACCUCUUAUUCACAAAAGCGACUGUAAUCUAUUUCUUUUUAGCUGCAUUAAGUUCGUACAUUCUAAUUUAAAUUCUUUCAAGCAAACAAUAUAACUUACAAAAAGAGAAUAUUGAAAAUUUAAAUUAAAAAGAAUCACCUAAAUAACCUUCUAAAAAAGUUUAUUACAAAAUUGGUAUGAUAUCGUUUGUUUGUAUUUUUGGAUUUCUAAGUAUAUUCUCAAGCACCCUAACUUCGUUCUCAAUAUUUUAUGCUUUUGGUCUCUUGAUUUUAUUUUAUUUUAUUAAAAUCCAGUCUCAAAAGAUAAAUUGUAAAAGCUUGAUUAUACCUUACAAGAUAUCUAACUCAUACCUUUAUGGACUUAUUGAUACAUUCUUAAUAAUAUCAGGAAUUGUAUUUAAUGCUGCUUUAAGAUUGACAAAUGAUCUUUUUGAGAGAACCUAUGACUUAACAUAAAUGUUUUUAUUAGUUUUUUAUGCAAUAUGGCUCUUGAUGGUUUUAUUUUCAAGGAAAAUAUCUAUUCUUUAAAAAUUGUAUUUGAUAAUCUUAAUAAUAAUUACUCCUGCUCUUACAUAUUCAUGCGGAUAUCAUAGUCAUUUUAAGAACUUUAAAUUUAAUUAAUAUUUUAUAAAUGAAGAAUAUGUAAAAUAUUUUGCAAGUGUGAAUGUAAGAUUCUACUAUCCUAUGACAAUUUUAGGUUUGAUUUACACUAUACUUAUUUAUAAAUCUUGUAAAGCAAUACAUGGUUCUUGUCACUAUGCAAAGAAAGUUGUAUUUGCUUUAUUGUGCUACUCUUAAUUAUACUGCCUUUUCAACUUUUACUAUAUCUAAUCACUAAAUAUUGAAAAAUAAAAUGGAAAAGAAGUGUAUGAUCUAGAUAUAAACUACCUUUUUGUAGCUCAAAUUUUAUUUUUUAUAACCGAAAUUUAUAAGCUUGUUUUCAUAAAUAGAACUCCACUAAAUCCUCCAAAUUUUAGUUGGAAAUAUGCAACAUUCUUAAUGAACUUUUACCUGCAAGCUCUGUACGUUCUUCAUUAUGAUAGUCUUAUUAAAUAUAGUACUCUACUAUUAAUAGUCUAUUUAGUUGGCCAUUUGUAUCACCGUUUAUAAAUAAUGGAAUCUGGAAGUAAGUAUGUCUUUUUAUAUCUGUUAACAAGCUGGUUCUUUUAUGUUAGCGAACAUAUGGAGAGAUUACCAGAUAUUCAUACUGAUGUAUUAAAUGCUGGUGCUAUGUUUGGAGGUAUAUUUUAUCCCUUAUUAAACGGUACCUUCAACACAUUCUUUGGUUAAUUCUCUAUCUCUCUGAUUGUUCCUUUAUUUGUAUUGAAUGAAAAAUAUUAAAUAAAUAGCAAUAAAGAUGAUUAACCUGAUGAUUAAAAGUCUGUUUCCUUUUUAGAUGUUAUAUUUAGUAAUUACUCAUAAAUAGUCUUUUUUUCAAAUGAAAAAAACAGCGGAGACUACUAUAAAAACAUGAAUAUUAGAGCUUAUCUUUAUUUUAUAAUUCCAAUAUUUUUUAGUUUUGGAACUGCUAUUUUAAGAAAUGCUAUUAAACCAUUCGAUUACUUCAUUAAUCAUUACUAUAUUCCAUCAUUUUUCUACUAAGUGAUGUUCCUUGUAGUGAUACUGAUUUCUUUUUUAAUAUCAUACUUGCUAAUAAAAAUAUAAAAAAAUAAAUCUCUAGAUUAAUAACAUUAUUAUGAUUAUCUUAUAUCUGAAAAAGCAGAAAAAGAAGUUGAACUAGAAAGAAGAUAAGAAAAUGAUAUUUGA